GGGACUUUGGGAUUGAUUCCGGUGAGAAUUUCGGGUAAUUUUGACAAAGGUCAUUGGCAACACUGGAAUCAUGGUUCGUGGUCGUGGAUCUUGGAGGCAUAGGCAUGUGACAUGUUGAUGUUGAGUUUGAGGUUAAUUUCCGUUUUGUUUUGUAGUGGAGGAAACUCGUGGUUAUUCAAAAAGAUUGUAAAAUGCAUCUAUUCUAUUUGUUUGUUGAGUUGAAAGUAAAGAUCUCAAACUUCAUUCAAUAAAAUCAAACUCUAUUCUUUUUGAACCAUCAUUUUCAUUAUUUAAAGCACUUUUAUAAGAGAAUGGAGCAAGGCGAAAUAUGUGGUUAUAAAGUCAUUCCGUUGAAGAUUUACAAGAAUAGUGCUGCCCACCAUUAUUUGUAUUUGAAGGAACAUUCCAUCCGAGAGAAAUGUUUGGAAAAGCCCAGUGACAGGACGUUGUUUGUGCUGGGAGUGCCUCCAUACUGUACACAAGAGUCACUGUCAGCCAUGUUUGCGAAACAAUGCGGUCGAGUGAAGGCGGUGUACAUUCACAGCAAACCCACUUCAUCAGUUCCUCCCGUUGAACAGUCUAAAUAUUUCCGAUUACACGAGAGUAUCACCGGUUUCAAAGUUGCAUACAUAGUAUUUGAAAAAGAAGGGAGCCGCGAGAAAGCGAUGAAGCUGGAUUCGUCUGUACCACUCGUGUUGACAUCCAAGGAUGUGACUGUGCCUUUUGGAAUCGAAAAAUGGCUCGAGGAGUACAACGAUUCAAUUCCAAAUGUUGAUGAAAUGCUAAAGGAUAUCAAUGAUUAUGUUGGAAAUUAUGACAUGAAAGAAUCUGAAAAUAAGGAAAAGGAGAAAGCACUGGGUGAAGCGGAUGAAGAUGGAUGGGUGACUGUCACUAAAAGGGGAAGGAAGUCAGUUAUUGCGAGGAAAGAAAGCGUCAAUAAGAAGAUAAUGAAGAACGAGAAGAAGAAACGUGCUAAGAAAGAACUAUUGAACUUCUACAGGUUCCAAAUAAAGGAAUCAAAGAUGAACAGUUUAAUAAAACUAAGAGAGAAAUUCGAAGAGGACAAGAAAAAGAUUGCAGUAUUAAAGCAGACACGAAAAUUCAAGCCCUUCGCUUAAAACAUGUUGGUUGCUGCUCAACAUUACAAAGCCAAUUCAUUUUCCAUAUUGUUUAAUGAUAUAUUAUAGAGAUAAAUUCACCUUAAAUUAUGUGAGUUGGAGUUGUUCUUGCCUUCUUGACUGACGUCAGGCACGAAUGGAUGAGAAGUGGUAUGGUGACGAUGUAGUUUGGCCUAAUCAAGGUUUAUAGAAAGAAGGUCAGGACACCCAUGUUAUUUUUGAAGAGAGACUCAAUAUGUCUAUUCCAUUAUAUCAAAAUAUACUACUUUAUACACACUACACUAUUAUAGACUAGACUAUUACUAAUACCAGAGAAAACUCCUAUAAUUUUAAUGAGGUAUUCAAAUAUUUAAGCGAAAAUGGAGCUCCUAAUAGACUCAAUGCUAAGGAAAGAAUUCAAUUUAAAAAGAAAUGUAAGCCAUUCUAUGUGCUUGAUGGUAAAUUGUUUUACAGGAAAAGGGUAAAAAAU
Molecule: messenger RNA, 1587 nt
Organism: Nilaparvata lugens (brown planthopper)
Lineage: Eukaryota; Metazoa; Arthropoda; Insecta; Hemiptera; Delphacidae
Product: ribosomal RNA-processing protein 7 homolog A
Exons: 7
Coding region: 312-1118 (268 amino acids)
Biological process (GO): ribosomal small subunit assembly; rRNA processing
Cellular component (GO): UTP-C complex; CURI complex
Molecular function (GO): RNA binding
Source: RefSeq, a predicted model, not a curated record